Messenger RNA from Paraglomus brasilianum, 1026 nucleotides. NCBI's taxonomy places the organism in Eukaryota, Fungi, Glomeromycota, Glomeromycetes, Paraglomerales, Paraglomeraceae. The record is from the annotation of a GenBank genome assembly.
AUGGUGAAGAAAAAGAAAACAAUCCUUGCCCUCGGAGAUACAGGUUGUGGAAAGAGUUUAUUUGGCAAAAUACUGUUUGGUUUCGAAGCCGUGUCUGAAAAUAGCGCUAAUAGCGGAACAGCGACAGUAGAAUUUUAUGAAAACAACGAAUUUAUCUACGUCGAUACUCCUGGAUUUAACGAUACAAAGGGCAUCACGGACAAACAGACUUUCCUGGAAAUUAUGAGGAAAUUUGAAAGAAGAUCCACAAACAGUGUCUAUGAGAUUAACUCGAUCCUGUGGUUCUGUAGGCCGGAUUCAAAAGCAACAAAUUCAUUACAACGCCAGGCGAAAUUCAUCCAUCAAUUUUUCGAUUAUAACAACGGAUACGUGGAUGAUCUUUGGAACUGUGUUUUAAUUGUGUUUAAAGGCCUUAUUCUCCUCGACGACCAGACCCAUGGACCGAAAGAAGCCGCCAAAAUUAUGCAUCGUAAGGAUAAUAUUGAGGUGAAUCACUUUGGAUGCCUCAUUACCAAUAUCGAAGAAAAUACUGCUAGUAUUAAAGAAGGUUUCAGAAACUUGCCUGGUAUGCUUACGAAAGAACAAGCUAAGAUUGAAGUCCUCAAUAUCAUCAAUCGUCAUUCGCCGAUUCAAAUACACUUUAAAAAGGAAAAAUGCACCAAAUGCAGCCUCGUAAUUGAUCCAAGAGUAGCCAGUCCUAACUGUCAUGGUGAUCUCAUGCGCAAAAGUGAACAAGUGGAACAUAGUGGAAGGUAUGUGAAUGGGGGGGCUGGACUUGCUACAUUUGGAUUGUAUACCGCGGUCGGUGCCGUUGUCGGUAAUGUCCCGGGCGCUGUAGUUGGAGGAGCAGUUGGACUAGUUGGAGCUGCGAUUAGUGAAUUGCUGGAUAAGAAAACAUGGAGCUGUUGUGGUAAAAGUGAUUUUAAUUCCAAAUGUAAUCCACUUGAAUACGAUGUAUGUAGGAUUUGUGAUCAGACGAGAAUAUAUACUAAUCGUUGUAGUGACACAUCUGAACAUGAUUUUUAA